GCCAGUGUGCGUGCGUUAUGUGUCGACUCGGCGGCCGCCAGUGCGGAGGUGACAGACAGGCAGAGAGACAGCACAGAAUGGAGACGAGGCUCCUGCAGCGGCGAGCCGAGAUCGCCGCGGCCAGAAAGGGGCACUCAUUCGACACUUGACUUGUGGAGCCCAAGUGUUGAAAGGAAUCCAACAACAUUUCGGGGGCAAAGGAAAGGAAUGGCUGAUCCUCUGCGGAGGACUUUACUAGCGAAACUCCGUGGGAAAAAAAACAAGAAGGGAGAGACGCUCAGCGCUGGAUUGAGCUCCGCCGCCGCCAAUGAGGGCCCAGAAGGUAAAGAAAAAGUUUUGCAAACGCAGCGAGAGCCGCUCGAGGCUCACCCGGUGGUAGUCACGCUAUCGGGCUUGGAUUACGCCGCCGCCGCCGCCUCCGCAGCAGCAGCAGCAGCAGCCGCAGCAGCAGCAGCCGCAGCAGAGAGAAUGAGCACGUACGAGAAUUGUUUUGACGGCCCAGUGGCGCAAAGCACGGGGGUUGACUUGCUCCGGCUGAGUCCGUCAGCGGAGAUAGGCGGCGGCGGCGGCGGCUCACGUCCGCCGUUGCUCAGCACGGCCAGGCCAAAUGGGCAGGUCCCGGGGGCAGGCUCACUUCAGCCAGACGCUCACGCGGCCCACUGGGAGCACGCGUGCGACGACACCAUCACCAUGUCCUUUGGCGAUGAAACAACGCCUGCCCGGAGGAUGAGGAGGAGGAGGAGGAGGAAGAAAUACUUCAUCUCGCUCCCACGGCAAUGCAGCGUGGGGGAUUCAAUUGGCUUCGGGGACAAUUCCUAUCAUAUUUAUUCCUAUGCACCAAGUGUGCACUGCGCUGCUACUUCUCCUCAUGGCCAACCUCUUGUCCGAAAGGAGUCGGCAAGUGUCCUUGCUGUCGACACGGUACGUGAGGCCAACAAGCAAAGUUUGCUUGGGGAUCCAGUAGUCCCUGCUCCAACAGAAGAAACCCUCAUUGAAAUCCUCCAGCCUGCAUACUCGGGGGACUCCAGGGGCCGUCUGCAAAGCCCGCCGGCCUUCUUCCCAACCGAGCUCCACUUGUGCGACAUUAGCGUGGCAUCCGCGGUCAAGCGUCCUCUAGACAGCGAAGACGACGAUUAUUACGAUAAUGAGAUCCUGCCUUUCUAUGAAACCGGACGCAAAAGCGCAGGCGACGGAGGAGACGUUACGACGCCGCCUCAGAUGGUUCGGGAUGAAGGACAGGCUGACGAGAGUCGCGGCGGUGCCGGCGCCCAGGAAACAGACAGGCUACGGAACCAGCUGAAAGAGGCUUAUUACCUCCUGAUCAACGCCAUGAACGAUAUCCGUUCGGAGCAGCAGGCUUUGAGCCGGCGUCGCAGCACCUCCUCCUGCAGCAGCCGCUCCAGGGACAGUUUGUGCUCGGGGGCCAGAAACGUGGACAGCGACUCCUGCUCCUCUGGGGGGCCGGUGUCUGACACCGAGUCCUUGCUACUGUGUCUCGCCGGAGGAACCAGGCCUCAGUCGGGCCUCAAAAGCAGACAAAACAGUAAGAGCCUGCUCAAUCUGAGCCCAACUCAGGUCAAAGCUACUUUAGUGCGCUCUGCUAGUGAGGGAGAUAUCAGGCGUCCGCUUGGACCUUUGCAGCGCAUGGAUCCUCUCGCAAAGGGUCCAGACCUGAUUUCAGAGCUAAGAUCAGACGGGGACAGCGACCAUGCUGAGGUUAGGAGAGCCCACCAGUUCUUCGAUGCUGGCGACCGUGAGCGUUUUCAAGCGGCGGCCGAUGUCGGUGAAAGCAGCGGUUCGCUCAACAGCCUUACGGGUUCUUCGGACGGCAACCCGGAAGGAUGGGCGCCUCCUGCUCACCAGAACAAGCUAGCGCAGGGGGGCAACUCCGUUAACAAGGGCUACGGCGUGACGGUCAACAAGAUGCAAGAGUGGAUGCACAAAGGUCGCCUGUUGUCGUCGGAAAUGAAGCAACGCAUAGAAGGUCCCUCUCGUCGGGCCAGCCCAACGGUAAAAUCUCUCACGUCCCCUGCCGGCAAGACAGCGCAGCUUUCAGCUGUCAGUGAGGAUGUCCCAUGGCAAGAGGCUGCCAGGGCCAAUGAGCUUUCGGCGUGGCGACCGCACCUCCACACCAUCACAGUCGCCAAGAAGCGCAACUGGCUGCAGCAGAGCACCCUCGGAAAGAACCAUUGCGCUAAGGAGGAGCUGCAAGCUGGCAAGCCGGGAGCUGAGGAGGAGCCCGGCCUGGCCUACCCACAGCCAGAGCCACAGCCAGAGCCAGAGCCACAGCCAGAGGCGCCACCUCCGCCCAGUCCUUCUCCGGAGCAAAUGACAAAUUCAGGGGAGGCGCCGCCGGCUUCGCGGCCGGCUCACCUGCAUCUACCCGAGGUGAGCGUGGACCCAGCAGAAGAGAACGAUGCCGACGACGAAGGCGAGAUCUGGUACAACCCCAUUCCCGAGGAUGACGAGCUGGAGGUGUCCAACAGAGCCUCCGUCCGACUGCUCGACGGCAACGGGAGUGCCUUGGAGAGCGGCGGGCCGGACUCACUUGGGGAAGGAAAUGCUGGCCGUUGGACAGACAGACCGAAAGCCCAGGAGGAGGGAGGGCCCUGCACCAGCAAAUCUGUUGAUGUUCCCGACUUUCCCAACAGUCUUGGAUUCUCCCCUCCAUCCAGCCCAAACCCUACGAAGAAGAGCGGCUCCAUCAACUGGUCGUUCCCAGACAAGAUCAAAUCCCCCCGCACCGUCAGGAAACUUUCCAUGAAGAUGAAGAAGCUUCCAGAACUUAGCCGGAAACUCAGCGUCAAGGGUCAAAGCGGCGGCGGCGGCGGCAAUGGAGGUGCUCCUUCAGAGCCCAGGUCCCAAUCACUUGGCGCUCCAGCUGUGGGGAUUGAAGCCACUUGCCCCCAGCGAUCGGCUCUAUCUGGCGCCGGGCUCGCCAGCCGAAACGUGAUCUCACGCUACCACUUGGACAGCAGCGUGUCCACGCAACACAGCUUCGGUAAGAAGAAAAACAACGGCGGCGGUGGCGGCGUUGGCGGCUCCAAAUCUGCCAGUAAAGGUGGAUAUUUAAGCGACGGCGAUUCACCGGAGCUGGUGGCCAAAUCCGGGAAGCGCACUUCCGUCGAGGGCAAGGAAUGCCGAUAUAAUCACGCGGAAGGAGCCAGCGCAAGCUCCAAAGCAAACGGUAGCGAUUUGGACAUCGAUGCUUUCCGCCAUUAUAGCUUCACGGAGCAGCCCACAUGUUGCAAGUACAUCUCCGGACUGAUGAGCCUGCACUUUUACGGCGCCGAGGACCUCAAACCGCCUCGCGUGGACUCUCGCGAUGUCUACUGCGCCAUUCAAGUGGACUCUGUCAAUAAAGCGCGGACGGCGCUCCUUACCUGUCGAACUACCUUCUUGGGAAUGGACCACACCUUCAACAUCGAGCUGGAGAACGCCCAGCAUUUGAAGCUGGUGGUGUUCAGCUGGGAGCCCACUCCCAGGCGAAACCGUGUCUGCUGCCACGGCACGGUGGUCCUACCCGCGCUCUUCAGGGUAAUACGCUCCCACCAGCUGGCGGUCAAGCUGGAACCCCGCGGGCUGAUAUAUGUCAAGUUGAACCUGAUGGAGCACUGGCAGAAUUCCUUGGACGGCGCAGAUGGCGCCAGGGAGCACCAAGUCUUUGGUGUGGAGGCGUGGCGGCUGGUGGAGAGGGAAGACACCGGACUCCUGGUGCCGCUGCUGAUUAGCAAAUGCAUCAAUGAGAUUGAGAAGCGGGGUUGCCAGGUGGUGGGGCUGUACCGUCUUUGCGGCUCCGCAGCUGUAAAGAAGGAGCUACGAGAGGCCUUUGAGAGAGACAGUUAUGCCGUGGGACUGUGUGAAAACACCUAUCCUGACAUCAACGUGAUCACAGGCGUAUUAAAGGACUACCUACGAGAGCUGCCCUACCCUCUCAUCACCAAGCAGCUGUACGAGGCAGUACUGGACUCCAUGGCCACCAGACCGCUGAGGAUGGGAGCAGCCGGCUGCGAGAACGACCACGCCGACUCCCAACACACCGUGGGCCUGUUGGACAUCCUUCCGGAAGUGGAGAGGAUGACGUUGCGGAAACUUCUUGACCACCUGAAGUUGGUGGCGUCCUACCAGGAAGUGAACAAGAUGACAUGCCAGAACCUGGCCGUGUGUUUCGGCCCCGUGUUGCUCAGCCAACGUCAGGAGGCAUCUUGUCACACCAACCGCGUCUUCAUCGACUCCGAGGAACUCGCCAGUGCGCUGCACUUCAAGAAGCACAUUGAAGUCUUGCACUACUUGCUGCAGCUCUGGCCAGUGGUGGACCUUCCAAAUCAGCCCUCCUCCCCUGAAGGCCUGGACUCGCUGACAACGCUCCCUCCCCUGCGGCGGAGAAAAGAGCGGCCGCAGGUGUUGAACCUCACCGAGGCGGCGAUGGCGGGGGUUCUGCGCCCCAGAGCGGGACGCCUGGACAGCCCGAGCAACCGCUACGCCGGCGACUGGAGCGGCUGCGGCGACAGCUACUUCCCCGCCGACACGCUUCUGCUCCCUCACGGCAAAGAAGAGGCCGAUUACGACGACGUGCCCUCGGAGGACACGGACGGUGACGAGGGGCUUGAAAAGCCUGACGAUGCGGACGCCGCCGUGCGGGACCUCCCCGCCGCCGGCGGCCCUGACGAGCACUUGCAGACUUUGAGUGAGGAGGAGAAGGAGGAUGUGGUGGCAGAGGAGGAGGAGCCAGACAAGAUCGAUGAAGACGAGGCAAAGCAGGAUAAGAACGAGCCGUCGGAGGAGAAGGAAAGCGCGCGGGAGCACAUCUUGCCCCGGCGCCUGCACAAGGAGCACGCGUACCAGGCUUACAUGAAGAUCCAGGACAUCAGCCCCGUGCUGAGCAACAGGGUGAACCUGAGAGACCUUCAGGAGAGCAUAGACACUCUCAUAGGGAACCUAGAAAGAGAACUCAAUAAGAAUAAGAUCAACGUGGGCUACUAACCAUUUGAGCUUUCCAAACAGGGACGAGUCACAUUUCUUUCCCACAGACAUGCAUUCCUUGCUGUUUUUUUUUUUUGCUUUGUCCUUGGUCUGGAUGUUGUUCUUCGGGCUCCAGUUUGGCGUUCCCCGUCAUUGCUUUUCUUCUUAUGAGAAGAACCCAUUGACCCUUCCGGGGUUUCAAAGGUGCCUUAAUUGUGUGAAGGUGGUACACCACAUGCAAAAUCCACACGCAGCAUCCUCUCCACGCUAGGAAGACUUGGAUGCUUUUCCACUACGUUUGAAAUAAGAAGCUAGGUAUGGUCACGUCUGACUGGGUCAAUCUCCAAAGUGCUGUUGUGUACGCAGUUGCUGACGGGACUAAUUGGUUUCAAAGUAAAACCUCCCACAGAUAUUUCUUCCUGGCAUGCUUCUGUCUGGAGCAACAUAUGCAAUGGAGAGCUUCCACAUCUAGGAAAGAAUUUGAGAAACAUUAGGACUUGCAUGAACUAUUUCUUUCCAACCAAAACAGGCAAUUAGGUGAUUGGAAAUGUGCUGAACAAACAAGUAGCUAGAAGAGAAAAGCCUCCAUCAUGUGCUCAAGGCCACUAUUAGUGGGCUGCCCAGACCUUUUUGUGUGUGUCCUUGCAUUUUGUGGAAGAAAACUACAAUUCCAAAUGUUACAAAUGGUAUCUGGAGCACAAGAUGCUCACGUUACCAGCUUACCAAUAUGCAGGAGCGUCCAUAAGUUCUAUUCAUUGCACUUUCCUGAAUGAAGCAUGUCUCAAACAUCAGUGAAUCAAAUGGAAGCAUUGCAAUGUCAGGAAUGAUUUGCGCCAGGGCCAGCCACCAAAUGCAGCUUGAACCGGGAUUUAUUGAACGGAAAGGGAGUAGGUAGAACCCAAGACACACACGGGAGAGAGACUCACGGCCAGCAAACAGACAGACCGACCGACAGACAGACAGACAGGCAGACAGGCAGGCCACUUGGACAAGGCUAAAAUUCUAAGCGCGAACCUCCAGCCAGACCGAGGGAAAACCAAACAACAGAAACAACAGGUACAAACAGGAAGUGAAAACAGCAGUAGACACCGACAAAGAAGAAGACACGGGCGGGCAGGGUUGAAAUACACAAGGUCACAAGAGGGAGCAGGUGACAGACAUGACGGUGACGAAGGAAGGGGUGCGGCUGAGGGAAGUGGCAGUUUCCAUUCCUUUGGAUUUGCCCAACCAACAUUCCCCCCAAACUGAAGUGCUUUCCACAGAAUGUAUGAGAGCUCGUCACUCGCUAAGCAAGAUGACACAAGUGUUAUGUUCUCUCGGCGACACUGUGAUUGAAAUCAUUCCAAUUUGGAUGAGGCCAAUGCACUUACAAAGCAGUCUAUGCUUUGAUUUGUCAUUGUGGCUCAUUCACUUCCAGGAGUCUCUGCGUGCGCUAAAUAGAGAGCAUCGUCUCUUUCGGUUGAAUAGAAACACACCCGCUAUGACUGCACUCAUUCAUUCAUACCUACAUCUCGUUGAUAGAUUUCAUCUCAUGCAAAUAACAGGAAGUAGUGUUCACAAUGGCAGCUUUUGCAUCCCGUGAUUUUUGGGGGAAACAUUGCUUAGUAUCGAGCCACUAAAAACAAAUAAGCAGUGUUGCUACAAUUGCAAUUCAAAGCUACAUUUUGAUCAGCAAAGCGUAUAGUCAUGCUCAUGUCCAUUUGUCGGAUGAUACGUAUGCUACUGGUAGGUUCAGUGUCAUACCAUCAUCACCUUGGAAGUCUUAUUGGACGCUAUUGCCAUCCAGGCCCAUGAACAAUUUGGAAAAGAAUCAAAUCCCCAUUGAUUGCUUCUUGAUUGAGUCCAAUUCACCACAACGGAUGUAGAAUUCCUGUGUGAGCAGCAUCCAAGUCUCUAGAGCAAGAAGUGAUUGCCUUUGCAGAUAUCAUAUAUACGUACGUAUGAAUGUCAAACGUCGCGCUUGGUCUUCUCUCAGCUCUCGAGCAAAAUGGUGAGUCAGCUAAAUGUGAAACCACAACUCAGCUGCCAAAGUAGACAAUGGCCUUUUUUUAGUCAUGAAUUGACAACAUCGUCAUCAGUAUUUAACCGAUACAUCGAUACGUGUAGAGUCGUAUCAAUGUAUUUGGAGUGCAUAUAUAUUUUGUGUGUGUAUUUAUAUGCUCCUGACCUCAUAGUGUUGUUGACUUUUACAAAUAUGUCGUCGUUGCUUUUCUUUUCUCCCAUCUUCAUGUGCUGGACUAAUGGUACAAGUGGAGCUGUACAGUGAAUGAUAAAGCUGUUCUUUUUCUUAUCUUGUGUAUAUAGUUGGAUGAGAUUGUCUUUGGUGGACUGAGCUGUGUUCAGCAUUGGAGGUGUUGGGAUCUUUUUGAAGGUACUGAACGGUCGGUCGGUCGGAUGGUCAAAAGCUUUACUGACGUGAAAUGAGGCCCUUUCCAAUCUGCCGCGUAUUUAUGUGAGAAAAUGCAUACCCAAAUGAAAGAGAAUAUUACUUUGCAUUGAUCCUGAGUCAUGUACGAUCAGAAUAAAGUAUAUCAUUUGA
Molecule: messenger RNA, 7501 nt
Organism: Syngnathus typhle (broad-nosed pipefish)
Lineage: Eukaryota; Metazoa; Chordata; Actinopteri; Syngnathiformes; Syngnathidae
Gene: syde2
Product: synapse defective 1, Rho GTPase, homolog 2 (C. elegans)
Biological process (GO): signal transduction
Source: RefSeq, a predicted model, not a curated record